GGCUGCCUUCGGAGUAUCCUCAAGCUGCUUUUGGGUUAUUAAUUGUCUAUAAUCACUAAUAACUUCCUAUUUCAGUGGAGCAGUGAGCUCCUUGGGAUGCGGCUGGUUCUGACCGGCCUGCUGUGGGUAACCUGGGGUGCUCAGUGGUGGAUCUGACUGUCCACAGUCAAGACUUAACAGGUUUAAAAUCAAAAUGUGUUUAUUACUGUUCAAGCUGCGUUUAUUCCCCAAGGGGAGCGCUGGUGUCUCCGUUUCUGGCUUCUCUUUGUGAGAUUACCUGGAUGUUUACCUGAAAAUAGAAACUGGAAAUUCUCUGUAGUUGUUUCUGAGCCUCAGAAUAAGAACCACUCCUGAUUAAAAGUAGACUUGAUGAUGCUGUGUGUUAUCUAUGCAUCUCUCAUUUGCAUUAUUUGGGGAAGGCCUGGGCUCAGCUGUGGAUAAACCUUAGAAUACACCAAAAAGAAAGAAAGGAGAAUAGUUAUUUUAUCUGGAAAUCAGAGGAGCUCGUGUCUGAGGAGCAUUAGCGAGCCUCAAGUUAAUCAGGUUCUACAGUUUAUGUCUGUUAGAUUUACAAAUGAAAGCUUGCAUGAAACAGCAACUAAGAUCUGGCCUGAGAAUGAGACUUUUGAAUGGGGAUUUGAUGAUUCAUUAUAUGGUUGGGUUUUUAAUUAAAAACACAAAUGUGUUCUGCAUAGGAAAACUCCAGCACUUGUGCAACAGUUGUAUUUGCCGUGCAUGUGCUUCUAGGUUUGAAGGGUUAAAUACAAUCCCUGUCCUAAGAGAAAGCUUAAAAAGACGUUUUCCCUAAAGAAAAAUGAUCUGUAAGGUCACAUUGAGGGGCUUGGAGGCAACGGGUCCUUCAGCUGCCGUGUAACACACCAGUGGGCUGAGCACCUCAGGAAGAAGUGACCUGAAGCAUGAAAGUUUAAUUCACUUUGCAGUUGUUUUAUUAUGUUUCAUUAUUACUGUCUUGUCUUCUUUGAGGAUGAGUGAAAUGCUUGGGCCUGUACACAACAAGGAGGAGGAAACGUGGUUUCUGGAGGGACUGGGUCUGAACAUAACUAACGAGUGGUGUAGGGCUGAACUCGGAGCUUCUCCCAGGGACAGUUUUGAGAGCAAACAACUAAACAACAUGCAUUAGGAUCUUGGUUCGAAUACUUCAGCCUGUGUAGAGGCGUUACCAGUCUUGCUACCAAGUGAAGAACCGAACUGAGCGGCCCUUCUCCCUUCUCUGCAGCAGCAUCACCAGGAAGUGAGGCAGGAUUGAAGCACUGGUGGCUGGGGCCAUGUUUCCUUGCACCAGGAAGUGAGGAGCGUGACUCCAGCCCGGAGCUAUGGCAGCUGAUGAGAGGGACUACAACCUGACGGAGGAGCAGAAGGCGAUCAAAGCCAAAUACCCACCCCUCAACAAGAAGUAUGAAUACCUGGAUCACACAGCAGAUGUGCAGCUACAUGCCUGGGGAGACACUUUGGAAGAGGCCUUUGAGCAGUGUGUUAUGGCCAUGUUUGGCUACAUGACUGAUACAGAGACCGUGGAACCUGUGGAUACAGUGGAGGUGGAGGCAGAAGGCCAUGACAUGUUGUCUCUUCUCUUCCACUUCUUGGAUGAGUGGCUGUAUAAAUUCAGUGCUAAUGAGUUCUUUAUACCCAGGGAGGUGAAAGUGCUUUACAUUGACCGAAUGCAAUUCAAAAUAAGAUCGAUUGGGUGGGGAGAAGAGUUCUCUUUACCCAAACACCCUCAGGGCACAGAGGUCAAAGCCAUAACUUACUCAGCCAUGCAGAUCUGUGAAGAUGAAAAGCCAGAAGUCUUUGUCAUCAUUGAUAUUUAAAGCAAGAAAAGCGUGGUCCAGUGGAUACUUGUCAUUGGCUGGCAAAAGUCUCUUAAACUCUAAUGCCCGUGGAAGUUACAAAGGAAUUGGCCAACUAAAGUCACAAAUUGAAGAGACUAACGCGGUUAAUGUCAGCCUGUGUUUCGACUUGAGGAUGGUGAGACAGAGAAAUACCUGCAUGCCAGGAAAAAUAAGAACUAGCUGGGGUUUGGGGGGAUGUUGAGAAGAAGAGAGAGAGUUAUAGGGGCUGAGAGCCUCUCAGGAAUGCUGGCAGUCAGCUUUUAAGGCUGACACAUGUCUUAGGUGCUGUAUAAACUAAAUAGAGAAAUUAGCGGAGCUGCUAGCUAAAAUACUGCCUUUUUGCAGGGUGGCAGGAGAUCUGUUCAACUACAUGAUUUCAUUUGUAGGUUUAAAUGUUCUAAUUCUGAGGUGCGAUCCUUCCCCCAUGUUAUAUAUAAAGGGUCCAAAAUCCUUGCAGUGGGUCAGAUUUAAUGUAGACAAAUUUCGGGCAAUUCAAAGGACAGUUAAACUAUACUGAUGGAAAACCAACCCACCACGCCUCUACCUUCAAAGGAAGUCAUGCCAGCAGGUGGUGCUGAAUUGCUGUAAAUAAAUUCCCACAUGAAAUGCUAAAGCAUGUGACGAUGUACAUCGAAUCCUAAUGGCAAGUGUUAUCUUGCUGUCAUUACUAAAAAGUAGGCAGCUUUGCUGCCAUUACAGAAAGGGAUGCUCCAGCUUUUCAGGGGGGUUCACUCCCAACUAUGUCUGGUGAAACCUCAUUCUUUUAAAAAGCAGAUGAUUUGGAUCAGCUUCCCUAUGUUCCUUUAGAAAGGACAAUACAAUCCUUUCACGUCAAAGGAUUAUGGACUUCACUGCAUCUAAAUUAAUCACAAAUAAUCAAAAGAGUGUUUUAUUUUAAAUCACAGGACGGCAAAUGCUUGUUAAAGGUGAGCAGUGCAUCAGGCUGUGCUCCUCUUUGAGAGUCAGUGCUGCAAGUACCUCGCCUCUGGAGGUAGUGUCUCAUCUUUGUUAUAAAGUCACCUUAAACACACAUGACUUUAUUUCCAUAUUGUGAAGAUUAAGGACUAAAACCCCUUUUAUUGUUUGAGAAAGCUUCAAUGCUGAAAUAAAACUUGGAACUGGGACAAUUAA
Messenger RNA from Strigops habroptila (Kakapo), 2981 nucleotides. It is a transcript of the gene TSLIG1, whose product is annotated as zinc finger and BTB domain containing 8 opposite strand. Gene Ontology annotation, biological process: tRNA splicing, via endonucleolytic cleavage and ligation. Gene Ontology annotation, cellular component: tRNA-splicing ligase complex. Bases 1335 to 1829 code for a protein of 164 amino acids. The transcript is spliced from 7 exons. Lineage: Eukaryota; Metazoa; Chordata; Aves; Psittaciformes; Psittacidae. The record is from RefSeq and is a predicted model, not a curated record.